This is a messenger RNA of Cetraspora pellucida, 148 nucleotides long. Lineage: Eukaryota; Fungi; Glomeromycota; Glomeromycetes; Diversisporales; Gigasporaceae. The record is from the annotation of a GenBank genome assembly.
UAAUAAAAAUAUUAUUGAUAAUAAAAAUGUUACUGAUAAUAAAAAUGAUAAUCAAACUGAAGAUAAAGAAGAUAAUACAACAGAAUUUUUGCCUAUCACAUCUUACUUUAAUUUUUGUAAAGAUUUUUUAAAAAAAGUUCAAACCUAA